GUCGCUCCCAAAGUCAGUACCUCCUCUGCGCACGUAUAUACACCUUAUAUCAUACCAACAACAACAACUAGGGGAUAAUGGCAGACAAAUCGGUAGCGGUGGGCAGCGAGGCCCAGGUGGCGUCGUCGGCUUCGAGCCCGAAGAAGAGCGCAUCGGCGAGCAGCAAGGCGAAGAAGCCCCGCAGCAAGCCCACGCACCCCCGGACCUCGGACAUGGUGGUUGCGGCCAUAAAAGCCCUCAAGGAGAGGGGCGGCAGCUCCCUCCAGGCGAUCAAGAAGUUUAUAGGGGCGACGUACAAGAUCGACGCGGAGAAGCACGCGCCGUUCAUCAAAAAGUACCUGAAGGGCGCCGUCGUCUCGAAGGAGAUCAUCCAGGUGAAAGGCAAGGGUGCCUCAGGGUCGUUCAAGCUGUCGGCGGCCAAGGCCGAGGGCAAGCCCGCGAGCAGGAAGAAGAGGCCGAGCAGCCCGGCGAAGAAGCCAGCGGUGCCGAAGAAGCGCGCGGUUCCCAAGAAAUCGGUGAAAAAAUCGGUAACUCCGAAGAAAUCGGUUGCCGCAGCGGCUAAGAAACCGGCCGCCGCGAAAAAGCCGAAGAAGAGGAUGAGCGUCAAGAGCGUGGUGAAGAAGCCCGCGGUGACGGCCAAGCCGAAGGUUGUCGCGGCGAAGAGGAAACCGUCACCGGCCAAGAAGCCCGUGGUGGCCAAGUCCGUGAGGAAACCGGCAGCGAAGAAGGCCCCGGCCAAGAAAAAGUAGACGAUGGCUCCACGGUUUCCCACCACGUGUAUAUUUACCUGUACAUAUAUGUAUACCUGUCGUACUAGAAGAAGAUAUCAUUAAUUGUAGGAAUAGAGGGAGGGUGCGAUGGAGAUUCGCAAACGGCCCUUUUAAGGGCCAUUACAUUUUUUCUUUCCUUUUUUUUUUUUUUUUUUUAAUACAACAAAUAUUAUAUUUAUCAACUCUGUCUCUGCGACGCGUGUACCGAUUAACAUUGUAUUGGCCGUCGUCGUAGAUGCAUGUAUUAUUAUUAUUAUAUUUAAAAGAAAAUAUAUAUAUAACAUGUGUGUUCGAUGGAA
Messenger RNA from Copidosoma floridanum, 1069 nucleotides. RefSeq lists its product as uncharacterized. Gene Ontology annotation, molecular function: structural constituent of chromatin; nucleosomal DNA binding; double-stranded DNA binding. Gene Ontology annotation, biological process: chromosome condensation; negative regulation of DNA recombination; nucleosome assembly. Gene Ontology annotation, cellular component: nucleus; nucleosome. Lineage: Eukaryota; Metazoa; Arthropoda; Insecta; Hymenoptera; Encyrtidae. The record is from RefSeq and is a predicted model, not a curated record.